UAGUAAAUACUAUAGGAUCCAUUAUUAAAUCUAACCCAACAACUCGAAUUAUUGAUACUAAACGGUAUUGACAAAGAACAUCAUUCAAAGCAAAUUUCUAACUAGAGCAAAAAUAAUUGUUUGAUACAUAUGCAGUGAUACUCUUAAUAGUUUCGAUAUAUAUUUAAUUUAUCAUGUUUUUGUAAAUACAAAGUUAUAUCAUGAAUGGUUUAAAAAUCUAACAAAACUAUUUUAUCCCAAGUAUAUUUUUUCUUAAAUGGACCCACACUCGACAACAUCAUAAGUAUAUUCAUAUCUCAUCCUUGUGAGAAUUUUAUACUCUUGUUUAUAUUUGGUUUCCGUCUGGCAACCAUUUUUUUCCACGCGGUGAUAGCGCCUUGUGCUGCUGACUGAUGACGAGAAAAUAAUGAGAAUACAAAUUACCAAGCCGGCCGCCACCCUUCCUCCAUCAACUUCCCAACUACAUAAACCUCUCCAUCCCAAACAGUCGCUACCUAAAACCAAAAUGGCUGUUCCCCACAAACCACUCUUUCUCCUCCUCCUCCUCCUCGUUCUCUUCUCCUCCGUCAUCCUAGCCGUCAACGCCGGGCUCCAUCUCAACCACUCCGACCACCGCGCCAUCUCCCUCAUCCGCCGGGACUUGGGAUUCAACGCUCAGCAACGCAACACCUCCGUCCCCCCCUGCAACCUCCACGGCGUCUUCUGCGAGCGCCGCAUCUCUCCCGCCGCCGACGACACCUACGAGCUCAGAAUCACCAGGCUGGUCUUCAAAUCCCACUCCCUCUCCGGCACCCUCCCGCCGGCAAUCGGCCGGCUGACCGAGCUGAAAGAGCUCUCCCUCCCUGACAACCGCCUCGCUGACCAAAUCCCCUCCGAAUUAGUCAACUGCAACAAGCUCGAGAUUCUCAAUCUCGCCAACAACCGAUUCUCCGGCACAGUUCCCCCUGGCGUUUCCUCCCUCCUCCGGCUGCGCGUCCUGAAUCUCGCCUCCAACAAAUUGUCUGGGGAUCUGAGCUUCCUGAAGCAUUUCCCCAAUCUCGAAACUCUUUCCCUCGCCAACAAUUUCUUCGCUGGGCAGGUCCCCAAAUCGAUUCGAUCCUUCCGCAACCUCCAAUUCCUCGACCUCUCCGGGAACAGGUUCCUCCAGCAGCUCGAAUCGGGCUCGCCGGCCACGGUGAAGUCCCGAAGCUCCGAUUACCCGAACCGCUACAUUUUAGCCGAGGAUGACGACGACGACGCAACAGCAGCAACUCCGACGAGAUCGAGGAAAAACCACUCUAAUUCGCCAGCUUCUGCCCCGAUAUCGUCGAUGAACGCCGGCGCCGGAGCUCCAGGGCCAUCACCUGUGAUGCCCCACAGGCGGCACAAGAAGGGGAAGAGGAAGCUGGCAGGGUGGCUCCUCGGCUUUCUCGCCGGAGGCAUCGCCGGGAGCAUAUCAGGAUUCGUGUUCUGCGUCCUGUUCAGGAUGAUUCUGGCCACAAUUCGCGGAGGUGGGAAAGGUGGAGGCCCUGCAAUCUUCAGCCCGAUGAUUAAGAAAUCGGAAGAUCUGGCUUUCUUGGAGAAAGAAGACGGGCUGGCUUCACUGGAGAUCAUCGGCCGAGGUGGCUGCGGUGAAGUCUACAGAGCAGAGCUGCCCGGAAGCGACGGCAAAAUCAUCGCGAUCAAAAAAGUGAUUCAACCAUCCAAAGACGCCACCGAUUUGACUGACGAAGACUCCAAACAGAUGAACAAGAAGAUGAGGCAGAUCAAAUCGGAGAUCAGCACCGUGGGCCAGAUCCGGCACAGGAACCUGCUACCACUUCUGGCACAUGUAACCCGACCCGAUUGCCAUUACCUGGUCUACGAGUUCAUGAAGAACGGGAGCUUGCAGAACAUAUUAGAAGACGUUUCUCAAGGAAGGAGAGAGUUGGAUUGGCCGGCAAGGUACAAGAUCGCCCUCGGGAUCGCAGCUGGCCUCGAGUACCUUCACAUCAACCACAGCCCAAGAAUAAUCCACAGGGACUUGAAGCCUGCUAAUGUUCUUCUCGACGAUGACAUGGAGCCUCGGAUUGCUGAUUUCGGGCUGGCGAAGUCGAUGCCAGAUGCCAACACACACGUCACGACGUCGAAUGUGGCCGGCACGAUCGGGUACAUUGCGCCGGAGUAUCAUCAGACGUUGAAGUUCACCGACAAGUGUGAUAUCUACAGCUUCGGGGUGCUGCUCGGGGUUCUGCUGAUAGGGAAGCUUCCAUCCGACGAGUUUUUCCAGCAUACCAGGGAGAUGAGCUUGGUCAGGUGGCUGAAGAACGUUAUGACGUCCGAGAAUCCUACUCAGGCGAUUGAUCCCAAGCUGAUGGGGAAAGGGUAUGAAGAGCAGAUGCUGCUGGUGCUCAAGAUCGCCUGUUUUUGUACCAUGGAGGACCCUAAACAGAGACCCAACAGCAAGGAUGUGAGAGUCAUGCUGGAUCAAAUUAAGCACUAGUAUCUAGUUAAGUGAUCUAAAAAUGGCACGACUACUCAGAAUAAUGCACAAGCCUUCGUUGUUGCCGGACUCUGUAGUUACUAUUUCUACAGUUACUUUGUGUUUUCCCAAGCAGAAUGAUCGACCAGCUCGUUGUUAUUAAUCGGUUCAUGAUGCUCUAAACUGUGUACUACUAGGGUUUUGAACUUGUAAGAUGUUAAAUAUCACAUACAAAUUUGCACAACCAGAUAUGCAACUGACAAGAUUUUGCAGCCAUGGAUUCCUCAAUUAGGGCAAAAUCCUCAAUCACCCAGUAAAGCAUAUAUCCAUAU
Molecule: messenger RNA, 2772 nt
Organism: Linum trigynum
Lineage: Eukaryota; Viridiplantae; Streptophyta; Magnoliopsida; Malpighiales; Linaceae
Source: the annotation of a GenBank genome assembly